Aspergillus welwitschiae is the source of this 3002-nucleotide messenger RNA. Its product is annotated as putative NTP binding protein. The coding region runs from base 1 to 2724 and encodes 907 amino acids. Lineage: Eukaryota; Fungi; Ascomycota; Eurotiomycetes; Eurotiales; Aspergillaceae. The transcript has a single exon. The record is from RefSeq and is a predicted model, not a curated record.
AUGGAGGAAUUCUUGCAUCUACCAAAUGGACAUCUGCUAAAUCUUCAGCCUCGACCCCGCCACGGCAAGCGGACAAGAGUCAGUAACGAGGUAUUAACGCCCACGCGAGUGCAAGAAACUACGCCCAAACCCGACGAGCGUCUCAAGUUCGGAGGGAAAGACAGCACCAGCGCUUCGCCUGACACGGCUCCGCGAAAGAAGACCCCUACCAAAUUACCCCUUCCCAAGUCUCUUACCGACAAGGAGAAACAGCAGCCAAAGGAGCAACCCGCCACUUCUGAACAGAAAGGGCAUCGCGCAGAUAGAGUUCUUCAGCCGAAGAGGUCGUUUGGAGCACUGCAGCGUUCAUCCCCCAAGAAGACAGACAACGAUCGCGACCAAUACUGGCGCAAAGUGAAGGAUAGGUUUGAGAAAGAUAUUCCCGGAGCAUCUUUCAGUAAAGAGAAACCGAAGGAAUACUACCAGGAGGCCUACCGAAAGAUAGUUUCACUAGCCAACUCUCCAAGACAGGAGAUUGCCAAACAGAAGCAGAAAUUGGCGGGAGGGGUGCCUCGGGGCGACAAAACAGUUCUCCAAGGUCCGAGCCCUCCAACAAAGAUUCCGAAUUCGAACGACAUUCGAACAAGUUUUGGGCGCACUGCGAGAGAAGGGGGAGCAGGAUCCUCUACUGGUCAAAGAAAGCGUCCGAUCAAUGUAAACCAACGAACGCACCUGAACUUCAGCAGCUCCACACCAGCAAUAUCGUCUGAGAGAACAGACACUAACACCGACUCCUCCGAACACUCACAUCCCUCAGUUUCACCCAUAUCCGCUCCGUCCAGCUCCUUAACCGAGUGGGAAGACAAGUUUGUUGUUAAUAUGCCAACGGCUAAGGAGCCAAAUCCGCCGAUCAUGACUACUCAACAAAUCUCCGAUUUUCAGCAAAGCAUUGAGAAAGUCCACAAGGAAGGCGGGGCGAUGCUAGAUCCAGACACUCUCCCAAGCCCGCGUACCAGAACCCCCGAGGAUAGCACCAGCAAUCCUCCUGGGCAAGAAAAGACUUCGACGGGCCUUGAUGGUCAAGAUUCACGUGUCGGCCGCCCCACUGAAGUCAGUGAUUCCAAUUGUUCAUCAGGACACCGCCGCUAUUAUAGCCCAGAAGAAGUCGGAAAGCAACGGUUCAGCACAAUAUGGGAAGAGGGCCCUGCAAAAUCGGUGAACAAGACCCCCGCUGCAAACCCAGAUGGUUCUUUUUUAGGGUGCAAGGAGAUCAACGGGCCUUACGACAAAAAUCCGGACGAGAUUCUGCUCUUCUCUAUGACGGACGAGCGCCCCAGAAUGAUAGACAUCCCGUCCGGACGAUCCAAGGUGUCGAAGGAAGGGAAGCGAAUCACCAGCAACCGUGCAACGUCGACAUCUCCGGAGAAAUCUGUCGUUCAAGAAGAAUGGAAACCAAUUUCUCGGAAUUUGAAACAAGCCCAAUGCUCGAAGCCCUUGCCCAAGACAAUGUGUCAAGAGGCAAAGUGCCGCCUGCCGGACCAGACGGAGGUCUCUGCCAAAGCGUCUAUGACGGAGAACCUGGAUCCAUCAGCAAACACAACCAAGCAGCACGACAAGCAGAAGUUGGGCCGCAAGUCGGACGAUGUUUUCAUUAUCACACCCACUAUCACACGCACUAUGGUGACCAUGGCAGACUUGAGAAGCAGCCCAAAGAAUGCAGACGCGCAGGAGCCCACCUCUCGCGCCGCGGGAGAGAUAAUAUCGGACUCACGAGUAAAGCAGACACUGAGCAGUUCGGCAUCAGGCUUGCGAAGGGCUACCCAAAACUCUUGGGAAAAGUCAAAUACGCCAUGCGCAGUAUCUUCAACUGCAGUCCCUCCUACCAAUACACAUCCCACCCCCAAAAGUCGAACAGAAGCCGACCGUACCUCUCCGCAAAGACCCCGCGCUAUUCGUGGGUUCAUCCGUACGCAAGGACUGCCCAAGUCCAAAACAGAAAUAUCCGGCGAGCCAGUGUGCAAUAAUCAGCAGAAGCCUUACAUUGCUAGUGUAUCGCCUAAAAGAGGCAACACACACUCAUUGAAGAGCGCGUCGGAUACGACACUCGUUGAGAAACCGUCAACUCCCGAGGCAAUUUCUCCUACGGCCUCGAUUAGCAAAGAUAGGUUUAGACAGGACAGCGUUAUGCAAGAGGCUGGACCUAUUGAAGUUGCUGAACUGGAUGGGCAACAAGUGUCUGACACAGCAAAAGAGUUGUUCUACUCUAAGAUUACUGAUUUUAACACUGAUCUACAUUGCAACGGUCUACCUACCCACAACAAGGAAGCGCCAAGUCAGGAGAUAAUGGGCUAUGUCAGGGAUGCUCUUAUAGAGCUUACCGGACAGCUGCAAGGUCUCUAUGAUGAAAUCAUGGCCAACCGGCAUUCCCGGGCUAUGCUAGUGAAGAUCACCUUCAAUAAUGUAUUGAAAAUGAUCGAGCACUGCUUGCAUGUCCUCAAAGAUCUUCUGGGAAUCCUGGCCCUCUACAAUACGACAGGGUCCUGGCCAAAACCCACUCGCGAGGAUUUCGCUCGGUCAUUGAUUGAUCUCUGCAAGGCUAUGGUCUACCUCAUUGCGCUCGGGUUCGUCAUGAUGGUCAUAGGCCGAGCAGCCGGGUAUGUGGUCCUUGUUGGCAGUUGGAUUGUGUGGUUUGCAAGGCCCUUCGCAUGGUUACUGGGGGCAUUAGGAAGGGCUCUCUUGGUAUAAGCUGGUCUGUCCUUGGGUUAGUCGGUUUGGUUGUUGAUAUAAAGCGGCCUUGGCUCAGGUUAUGCUAAGGUAACACCUGUUCUGCUUGUUCGCUUACAUUUCUUUCAAGCGUGACAGGGAAGCACAUGACGUUCCUGCUUAACCGUGUGUCAAUGUUGGUUGGUUAUCAUGUAUCAUGUUUCCAAGUAUUUUUAACGUAAUGCGGUGUAUCCAUUAUUACCUCCUGUACCUAGUCUAGUCUAGCGACUCGUUGAAUGUUAAAUGAAAUGCAUCUUGCC